Camponotus floridanus (Florida carpenter ant) is the source of this 2360-nucleotide messenger RNA. Its product is annotated as glucose dehydrogenase [FAD, quinone]. The transcript is spliced from 3 exons. The record is from RefSeq and is a predicted model, not a curated record. Gene Ontology annotation, molecular function: oxidoreductase activity, acting on CH-OH group of donors; flavin adenine dinucleotide binding. Bases 159 to 1961 code for a protein of 600 amino acids. Lineage: Eukaryota; Metazoa; Arthropoda; Insecta; Hymenoptera; Formicidae.
AGCGCAUUUCUCUGGUGUGUCUCGAAACGAAGAGUGGUCGGUCACAAGCUUUCGAAGCGGCAAAGAAGUCAUCAUCCUGACAAUCGGUACAACAAAAAGGAAAACGGUUCGUGGAAAACAACUUCUCAGCGGCUCGUUAACGAAUUAUAAUUCAUAAUAUGAGGAUUCUAUUGCCGUUCAUUAUCAUCGCAUCAGCCUUCGGCGCCCGCGAUUUUUUAGACCUUUUUAAGAAUUACGAUAACCCAGGUGGAGAAGAGAUCAAAUUCGCUAAGGCCAAGUACGAUUUCAUCAUCGUGGGAGCUGGAUCAGCAGGUUCCGUAUUAGCUAAUCGCCUGUCAGAGAACCAAAAAUGGAAAGUUCUACUAUUAGAAGCAGGAUAUGCGCAAAAUAUACUCAAUUCAAUCCCGAUAUUGGUCGGUUAUUUCCAAUUGACUGAUUAUAAUUGGGGAUACAAUGUGGAACCUCAGAAAAACGCUUGUUUAGGGAUGAUAAAUCGUCAAUGUUCCUGGCCGCGAGGUAAAGCUUUGGGCGGUACAAGUACUUUAAACUAUAUGAUUCAUACCCGCGGAAACAAGUUGGAUUAUGACAAAUGGGCUAACUUGGGCAACGUGGGCUGGUCCUAUGCGGAUGUUCUUCCAUAUUUUAAAAAAAGUGAAAGAUUUAACGUGUCAGGUGUCAAUGAUUUUCUAUAUCACAAUGAAAACGGUUACUUAUGUGUGGAAUAUGUACCACAUCACACGGAACUGGCGACAACGUUCUUGGAAGCUGGUCGAGAAUUGGGAUAUGAAAUUGUGGAUUACAACGGCGAGGAUCAGAUAGGUUUUUCAUAUAUUCAAGUAAAUAUGGAUCGCGGAAAACGAUGCAGCGCUGCCAAGGCUUAUCUUCAUUUGAAUCGACCGAACUUGGAAAUUAUUACCGGUGCUAGAGUAACCAAAGUAUUAAUCGAUAAAAACAAACGUGCAUAUGGUGUUGAAUACGUCAAAGACAAUGUGUUGACGAAAGUUAUUUGUUCGAAGGAAGUUUUACUAUCCGCCGGUACAAUUGAUUCAGCCAAAUUGUUAAUGUUAUCAGGAAUUGGACCCAGAGACCAUCUGGAGGAAUUAAAUAUUCCAGUGAUUCAGGAUUCUAAAGUCGGUUACAACAUGCAUGAACACAUCGGUUUUCUGGGGCUAACUUUUAAAGUAAAUCAGAGUGUAUCAUUACUACAAAACAAACUCUUAAAACCUAGCGUAUUUCUGGAUUAUCUCCUGAACAAGGAUGGAUUAAUGACGGUUCCAGGAGGUGCCGAGGCGUUGGCAUUCAUCAGAACAAAGUACGCUCCUGACGAGAAACCAGAUGUCGAGCUUCUAUUUGUAUCUGGUUCUAUUCAUUCGGAUAACGGUUCUGUCUUAAAAAAAGCCUUAAGAAUCUCAGAUAAUGUGUACGACACUGUCUUUAAGCCUAUCGAGAAUCAAGAAGCUUGGUCAAUCUGGCCAAUUGUUCAAUAUCCUAAAAGCAUCGGUCGUCUUACGUUGCAAUCGAAGAAUCCGUUUGAGCCACCCAAGAUGGAUCCGAAUUUUUUUAGCCAUCCGGCUGAUAUAGAGAUUAUCCUAGAGGGAGUAAAACACGCAAUCAAUAUAUCCAAGACUGAAGCCUUUCAAGCUUAUGGCAGUGAAAUACACGACAUAAAACUUCCAGGCUGCGAAUCAUUUCAGUUUGCUUCCGAUGAUUACUGGCGUUGCGCCAUUAAACAUCUACCGUCCAUGAUGAAUCAUGAGAUAGGUACUGCUAAAAUGGGACCUCAAACGGAUCCUUCUGCAGUUGUCGAUCCGCAGUUAAAAGUGUAUGGUAUUAAAAGGCUUAGAGUGAUAGACGCUGCCAUCAUGCCCACGAUACCUUCUGGCCAUGCAAAUGCACCCAUAUAUAUGAUCGGCGAGAAAGCUGCGGAUAUGAUUAAAGAAACUUGGAAAAGUGUAUUAUGAGAUUUUUCUACUUUUUUUAUCCAAAAAAAAUUCAAAGAGAAACUAUCUCUAUUAUUGUGUUUAUAUCGUUAAUUAUUAAAAACAUACAUACAUAAGAUAUAUAAGAUGUUUUAAAACAGCCGAUAAUAUUUAAAAAUUAAUAUUUAAAAAUAUUUAAAAAUUAAUAAAAUUAUCAUUUUUUAUUAGUUAUAGGUAUUAAAUAAAAUAUAUUGUUAGAUAGGGCGAGAUAACUCGGCCGCGUUAGAGAAGCGAUUAACGAACUUAUAGUAAACGCUGCGAUCACCUUCUGAUCAUGCAAAUGCAUGUACGGAAAGCAAGAAAGCCACAGAUAUAAUUUAAAUAAUGUGGAAAGAUAUAAGAUCUUUGAUAUGAAUUAUUAAUCAAUUUAUUGUGUGUAAU